UUUUUUUUUACUCCCAACUCUCUCUGAUCAUGAUCAUGGACCGUCUCCUCCCUCUUCCCAAAAUGCCCCUCCCCAAACUCUCCUCCCUCCUCCUCCUCCUCCUCUUUCUCUCUCCUCUCGCCUCCUCGUCCCCCUCCUCCCUCUUCGACUCAUGGUGCGCCCUCCACAACAAAUCCUACGCCUCGGAGAGCGAGAAGCUCGCCCGCUUCAGGAUCUUCGAGGAAAACCUCGCCUUCGUAAAUGACCACAACUCGAGGGGAAGCUACGCCCUCGGCCUCAACGCCUUCGCGGAUCUCACUCACGGCGAGUUCAUCCGGCCCGCCUCCGGCGUCAGCGCUGCGGAUGGGGAUGCCGGCUGGGGCGAAUCGUUUGCUGGGCUUGAUGGGGAGGCGCCGGGCUCGAUUGAUUGGAGGGAGAAAGGGGCCGUUACUGCUGUUAAAGAUCAGGGCAGCUGCGGCGCUUGUUGGGCCUUCUCAGCCACUGGUGCAAUGGAAGGAAUAAAUCAGAUCAAGACGGGAUCUCUUGUGAGCCUUUCUGAACAAGAGCUGUGUGAUUGUGAUCGAUCUUAUAAUAGCGGUUGUGGUGGUGGUCUUAUGGAUUAUGCUUACAAGUGGGUAAUACAAAAUCAUGGCAUCGAUUCGGAAGAUGAUUACCCAUUCAGGGGUGAGGACGGCACCUGUAUCAAGAACAAGGCAAAUCGUCAUGUUGUAACAAUUGAUGGUUACACCGAUGUGCCACAAAACAACGAAGACCUGUUACUCCAGGCUGUUGCAACCCAGCCCGUGAGCGUAGGAAUAUGUGGCAGUGAGAGAACGUUCCAAUUGUACUCAAAGGGAAUCUUCAGCGGUCCAUGUUCAACAAAUUUAGACCACGCCGUUCUUAUUGUUGGCUAUGGUUCUGAAAAUGGGAAAGACUAUUGGAUUAUAAAAAAUUCAUGGGGAACGAGUUGGGGAAUGAAUGGAUAUAUGCAUAUGCUUCGUAAGAGUGGGAGUCCACAAGGGAUAUGUGGUAUAAAUAUGAUGGCAUCAUACCCGAAGAAGACUAAUCCAAACCCUCCACCUUCACCUCGGCCGAGUCCUACAAAAUGCAGUAUGCUAACUUAUUGUCCUGCUGGGAGCACGUGCUGCUGCACUCGGCGCAUAUUUGGAUUUUGCCUUUCUUGGAGUUGUUGCGAGUUGGAGUCGGCAGUUUGCUGCAAGGAUCAUCGCUAUUGUUGUCCACAUGAUUAUCCUGUUUGCGAUAGCAGAAGGGGGCAGUGUCUAAAGGGUAACGGGAACUUCACAAGUCUUCAAGGAAUCGAAAGAAAAAGCCCUUUUGUAAAGCUUGGAAUAUUGAAUCCUUUACUGGAGGCCUGGGAUGCAUAAGUUAUUCAUUAUCUCAACUUUCACCGCACUUUGUGACAUAUGAAGGGUUGUUCGUGUCAUUGCGCUGAUAAGACUGAUGGAUUUAGCAGCCCACGAUAGUUACAAGUUUACUUGUAUGCAAAAUAUGUGCAGCAGGCAUCAUAUAUCUAUCCAUAGAUUGUUAGACAUGUAGUGAUAGCGUAUUUGCUAUAUAAGGGAAGUGCCUAGUUUGUAAAUUAUCCUGUAUCUGAAUACUUUAGCAUAAUGUAUCUAUAUUUAUGACAUUCUUGCAUAAAGAAAACAACUCAUAGUUUUCGCUGCAGAUACGUCCAUCUUGUAUUGAGUAAUGGUACUUUUUCCCUUCAUUUUUCAGUGAGGAUGAUGGUUUUGUUGCUGA
Molecule: messenger RNA, 1740 nt
Organism: Asparagus officinalis (garden asparagus)
Lineage: Eukaryota; Viridiplantae; Streptophyta; Magnoliopsida; Asparagales; Asparagaceae
Product: low-temperature-induced cysteine proteinase
Cellular component (GO): lysosome
Molecular function (GO): cysteine-type endopeptidase activity
Source: RefSeq, a predicted model, not a curated record